Molecule: messenger RNA, 1002 nt
Organism: Hevea brasiliensis (rubber tree)
Lineage: Eukaryota; Viridiplantae; Streptophyta; Magnoliopsida; Malpighiales; Euphorbiaceae
Exons: 1
Coding region: 240-812 (190 amino acids)
Source: RefSeq, a predicted model, not a curated record
UGACACGGAAACCGCCAACACACAACACGUUCCGUUUACGACUCACACAUUCUGGUCCGAGUUAUCCACCGGAUCCAAUUCCCAUUCCAAUUUGGUUUUCCCUUUCCUUGAUUUUCCUGGACAUUUUUCCCGGGAAAAUAAAUAUCCCGCAACCCAUAACCCAUUCUCAAUCACCAAUUCCCAAUUCUCAAAAAUCUCUUUCUUAUUUGUUAUUUUUGUACCUCGAAUCGGAAAUCUCGAUGGAUGUUUCCGUCAUCGCCGAUACUUUAACGAUAGCCACACAACAAGGGCUAGGGUUUACGAAUUCGAUUAUUCACCGACAAAAUUGUGUCUCCAAUGGCAGCCUAGCUCUCUCCGCCGGAUUCCUCCAAAUCUCCGCCGUUAUUUUGGACGCAAUAGCUCCUCCGCCUGUCAAAUCCAACUCGCAUAUAACCGCUCGCCGGACUCUUCUUCGCAAGAAGCGGCGGACGAGGCGGAGAUCAUCCAGCGGCGGAGGCUACGAGGAAUUCGGUGAAGAUAGCGGGUUUUGGGGUGGUGAUGGUGACGGUGAUGGUCCUUUUGGUGGAGCUGGUGGAAGUUGGGGCGGUGGCAGAGGGUGGAAUUUUGACAGAUUUGGAGGGCAAAAUUGGGACGAAUCAUCGUGGUCGUCAUCUUCUGAGUUUGCCUAUGGGUUCGUUUAUGAGGUGAUUUAUUGGAUUGCCUUGUCGACUUGCGUGCAUUUUGCUUUCGAGAAGGUUGUGAGGAUCAUGGCCGAUGGAAUUGGUGAUGCUGAGAGGGAGAAGGUUCCUAUGAGAUUGACUUCCGUUUGCUAAUUUGGUACAUGAUGUUUCUAAUUUCUGACUGAAAGGAAACGAAUUGUGGAAAAUAGUUGUUAUAUUCAGUUGGGGUAUCUUAUGCUAAUUACCAGUUGCUCUUUCUAUUCACAGAUAAAUGUACAUAUUGUAUAGAUAUAUUUAUCCACAUUGUGCCUAUGAAUUGAUAAGGUGCUACUUUGCUUUUUAA